AUGGCGGAGCAGAUCAUGCGUAACGGCUGGUCCCCGACCUCUGACCCCGUCGUCCAUGCCGUGUCGGACAUCUCAGCGGAGUGUCUCCACUCGGACGUUGGGGGCGACGGCAAGGUGAAGUACGUGCUCGGCGAGGGCGCCGCCUCCAUCUUCACCAUCGACGAGAACGGCGACAUCCACGCCACCAAGCGGCUGGACCGCGAGGCGCAGGCCUACUACACGCUGCAGGCGCAGGCCGUGGACCGCGUCACCAACCAGCCCGUGGAGCCGCGCUCCGAGUUCGUGGUCAAGGUGCAGGACAUCAACGACAACGAGCAGUUCCUGGACGGGCCCUACAUGGCCGGUGUGCCCGAGAUGUCCCGCUGGGUAGGGACCAUGGUGGUGCAGGUGGCGGCGACGGACGCCGACGACCCCACGUACGGGAACAGCGCUCGGGUCAUCUACAGCAUCAUCCAUGGCCAGCCCUACUUCUCCGUGGAGCCCCGGACCGGCAUCAUCCGGACUGCCCUGCCCAACAUGGACCGGGAGACCAGGGACCAGUAUGUGCUGGUCAUCCAGGCUAAGGACAUGGUAGGCCAGAUGGGGGGUCUCUCCGGGACCACCUCCGUCACCGUCACCCUCACGGACGUCAACGACAACCCCCCGCGCUUCACCCACAAGAACUACCAGAACACUGUGCUGGAGUCACUUCCUGUGCACUCGGUGGUGGCGCGGGUGAAGGCGGCGGAUGCAGAUGUCGGCCCCAAUGCGGAGAUGGACUACCGCCUGAUGGACGGAGACUACCUCGGGUUGUUCAACAUCUCCACCGAUGAGGAGACCCAGGAGGGGGUCAUCGUGCUGCUGAAGCCUCUGGACUUCGAGACAAAGAGCAGUUUUUCCCUUAGAAUCGAGGCGACCAACCGAAACAUCGACUCCAACUUCUUGAGCGUUGGCCCGUUUAGCGACUUGGCCGUCGUCAAGUUGACGGUGGAGGACGUCAACGAGCCACCCGUCUUCUCCACGCCGCUCCUCAAGAUGGUGGUGUCGGAGGACGCCAGGAUGGGAACGUCCAUUGGAAGAGUCUCAGCGCACGAUCCUGACUCCACAAACAGCGGCAUACGUUACUCCAUCGACAGGAACACAGACCUGGAGCGGUUCUUCAACGUGGACGCCCUCAGCGGAGUCAUCAGCACGGCCAAGCCGCUGGACCGCGAGGCCAACUCCGUCCACAACCUCACACUGCUCGCCAUCGAGAGCCAGGAUCCCACCCAGAUAGGUAAAGGCAUUGCCCUGAUCACCGUGCUGGACAUCAACGACAACGCGCCCGUCUUCGCCAUCGACUACGAGACCCUGCUGUGUGAGAACGCCAUGCCUGGACAGGGGGGGGGGGGGCUGCACUACAUCGUGAAGAACCUGAAUGCGGGGACUCUGUUGCAGCGGGGUGGGGGUUACUCCAUCGACAGGAACACAGACCUGGAGCGGUUCUUCAACGUGGACGCCCUCAGCGGAGUCAUCAGCACGGCCAAGCCGCUGGACCGUGAGGCCAACUCCGUCCACAACCUCACACUGCUCGCCAUCGAGAGCCGUGAGUACCGCCGCCGCCGCUGA
This is a messenger RNA of Gadus macrocephalus (Pacific cod), 1587 nucleotides long. Its product is annotated as cadherin-7-like. Gene Ontology annotation, cellular component: adherens junction; plasma membrane; catenin complex. Gene Ontology annotation, biological process: homophilic cell-cell adhesion; calcium-dependent cell-cell adhesion; cell-cell junction assembly. NCBI's taxonomy places the organism in Eukaryota, Metazoa, Chordata, Actinopteri, Gadiformes, Gadidae. Gene Ontology annotation, molecular function: calcium ion binding; cadherin binding. The record is from RefSeq and is a predicted model, not a curated record.